This is a messenger RNA of Passer montanus (Eurasian tree sparrow), 1979 nucleotides long. It is a transcript of the gene TFG, whose product is annotated as trafficking from ER to golgi regulator. The transcript has 9 exons. Gene Ontology annotation, biological process: COPII vesicle coat assembly; endoplasmic reticulum to Golgi vesicle-mediated transport. Gene Ontology annotation, cellular component: endoplasmic reticulum exit site. Gene Ontology annotation, molecular function: identical protein binding. The record is from RefSeq and is a predicted model, not a curated record. NCBI's taxonomy places the organism in Eukaryota, Metazoa, Chordata, Aves, Passeriformes, Passeridae. The coding region runs from base 387 to 1562 and encodes 391 amino acids.
AAAAAAAUUGAAGCAGGAGUGUCUGUCCUUCCCUUGCUUGGGCAGGGCUGUUUUUCUCUGCUGCUGCGCAGAAGGGGUAGUGAAAUGCAACGUGGUCAUGGGAUGCUGGCUUUAGAUGGGAUCCUGAAGUGGCUGGCCUAGAUUGGGCAAUCCCUGUCCACAUGCACCACCUCGAUUAGUGCAUGAUGUGAAUGAAAAGUGAGCCGGGAGGGGAGGAAAAGUCUGUACCUGCGAAACGCAAGUGGUGCACCAGGAAGCUUACUGUUCCCUGGCAUUGACAGUGCAUGGCGGCUUAUCCUAACUCUGUCCUGAAGUGAGGUGGGAAAACUGUCCAGUAAUCCAGCAUCACUGAACAGACAAGGUGUGCAGGUGAUAAGGAAUCCACCAUGAAUGGGCAGCUGGACUUAAGUGGGAAGCUGAUCAUCAAAGCUCAGCUUGGGGAAGAUAUCAGGAGAAUCCCUAUUCAUAAUGAAGAUAUCACCUAUGAUGAGUUGGUGCUAAUGAUGCAAAGAGUUUUUAGAGGAAAACUUCUGAGCAAUGAUGAAGUCACAAUAAAAUAUAAAGAUGAAGAUGGAGAUCUUAUAACAAUUUUUGAUAGCUCAGAUCUCUCCUUUGCAAUUCAAUGCAGUAGGAUACUUAAGCUGACAUUGUUUGUGAAUGGACAACCAAGACCCCUAGAAUCUAACCAGGUGAAGUACCUGCGCCGAGAGCUGAUAGAACUUCGCAAUAAAGUCAAUCGUUUAUUGGACUGUUUAGAGCCGCCAGCGGAACCAGGACUUUCCACCAAUCUGCCCGAGAGUGAUGCUGUAGAUGGUAGGGACGAAAAGCCUGCUGCUGCUGACGCUAAUGUUAAGCCAUCCACUCAAGUUAUAGCAGCGAGCAUGUCUGCAUUCGAUCCGCUAAAGAACCAGGAUGAAAUCAGCAAGAAUGUCAUGUCAGCCUUUGGCUUGACAGAUGAUCAGGUGUCAGGACCACCCAGUGCCCCUGCCGAGGAGCGAUCAGGAACGCCGGACAGCAUCGCUUCCUCCUCCUCUGCAGCUCAUCCCCCUGGGGUUCAGGCACAGCAGCCACCCUACCCCAGCACACAGCCACAGACGGGGCAGGUGGAAGGUCAGAUGUAUCAGCAGUACCAGCAGCCUGGUUACCCUGCUCAGCAGCCGCAGGCUCAGCCCCAGCAGCAGUACGGCGUGCAGUACCCAGCAGGCUACAGCCAGCAGCAGCCGCCGUCGCAGCAAGCCCAGCAGUUCCCGGCCUACAGCCAGGCGGGUGCCCCGGCCCCGGCCGCCGCCUUCCCGGGGCAGGCGCAGCAGCCGCCGGCGCAGCAGCCGCCGCAGUACUCGGCGGGCAGCUUCCCCCCGCAGCCCUACACCACGCAGGCCUCCCAGCCCGCCGCCUACAGCGGUUCCCAGGCGGCCCCGGGCACCUUCCAGCCGCGGCCCGGCUUCACCCCGCUGCCCGGCAGCACCAUGAACCCCCCGCCCAGCGGGCCCAACCCCUACGCCCGCAGCCGUCCCCCUUUCGGGCCGCAGGGUUACACCCAGCCCGGGCCCGGCUACCGCUAAGGAGGUGCCCCAAAGACAGCUGCUGACACGUGCGAUUCCAUCCCGACAGACUCCAGAAUUUUUAAUUGAGAUUCCAAAACUGUAAUGAGGCAAAACUAUAGCUGUUAAUUAAAUUCUGCUGGGGGGAGGGAAAUUACCAAAUCUUUCCUGCUUUAAAUUGUAUUCGCUUCCUAGUUUAAUUUGGGGCUGGGUGGUUUUUGGAAAACACUACUUAAAUGUCUGUAAAGUGAUUGACAUUCUAGCUUGCCUUGUCUGAAGGAUAUGAAGAUACUAGUUGGAAGUUUAGCCCACUUAUCAGGCUUGUUUUUACUAAUACCAUGAUGUACUAAAUUAGAUUCAUUCUGGAGGUCAAACUAGAUAUGAUGUAUUAUAAAUUGUAAUGUUCACAUGGAAAAACUAAUAAAAGCCCUGAAUCUA